AUGCCUCGUGGUCACAAGAGUAGACGCCACGCUCGUCAGAAAGGCGCUCAGGCCAAAGAUGACAUGCAGGGUGUUGAGGUGGCACAGAAAGCAGAAGCAUCUGCUGCAGCGGCAGUAGCAGUGAAAGCAGAAGCAACACCUGCAGCCACAGCAGCAGCAAAAACAUCACCCCCUGCCGCUGCAGCAGCAGCAUUACCUGCAGCAAAGGCAGGAGCGAAAGCGUCAGCACCACCUACAGGGAAAGCAACAUCGCCAGCUGCAGCCACAGGCGCAGCCACAACAAUAGCAGCACGAGCUGCAGUGAAAGCAGCAGCGAGGUCAGCACCGCCAGCUGCCGCUGCAGAAGAGUCAGAAGCGGGGAAGGAGUCUUCUUUUACCAAGGGUGUAAGUGGGGCUGCUCCCUGUAGCCCUCCCCUGACAUCCCUGAGGGGAUCACCAUCUGAGGGUGCUCUCCCUGCUGAUGGCUCUGUGGUCAGUCCUGACCAAGGUUCCAGUUGUAAGUAUGACGAGUGCCUUUCUGAAGCCAGUCACUGCACUGAGUAUAUGUCUGAAGAACCUCAGUGCCCGAUUGAGACAUUGGGGUCGUUGAUACUCAAAAAAUUUGAUUUGAAGCAGCCCUUUACUAGGUCAGAAAUGCUGUUGUCGAUCGACAAAAAGUACAGAGAUGAUUUUCCUCAAAUUUUCAAGACUGUCCAAAAGCAGCUGGAGGCGAUCUUCGCAAUGGAAGUGAGAGAAGUGGAGUCCACCCGUCACUCCUACAGCCUUUUCAGCAUGCUGAGCCUCCCCAACAAUGGCAGGGUGCGCCCUGGCAGGGGCUACCCUAAGUCCGGGCUGCUGAUGAAAAUCCUUUCUGUGAUCCUCAUGAAAGGCCACCGCGCUUCUGAAGAAGACAUCUGGAAAUUCCUGAAUAGGUUGCACGUGUAUCCCGGCAAGAAGCACAUGUUCUUUGGAAAUGCCAAUAGGCUCCUCACUCAGGAUUUUGUGAAACUGAAAUACCUGGAGUACCGGCAGGUGCCUGGCUGUCUUCUUCCACGCCGCGAGUUCCUGUGGGGCCCCCAAGCGCACGCUGAGAUCAGCAAGGAGAAAAUCAUGCAGUAUCUGGUCGGGAUGAAUAAGAUCUGUCCUCCCUACUUCUCAUAUCUUUAUGAAGACUUUGGAAGAGAGGAGAUAGAACAAUUCCAAGCCUCACUUUCUGCCAAGCGUGUGUCUACUGGCAAACCUAGGGCAGUUGCCCGAGCUAUGUAUCCUGCUUUUGCAAAGCCCAUUGAUAUCUGA
Messenger RNA from Cavia porcellus (domestic guinea pig), 1275 nucleotides. RefSeq names its product melanoma-associated antigen B5-like. The transcript has a single exon. Gene Ontology annotation, biological process: negative regulation of transcription by RNA polymerase II. The record is from RefSeq and is a predicted model, not a curated record. Gene Ontology annotation, cellular component: nucleus. Bases 1 to 1275 code for a protein of 424 amino acids. NCBI's taxonomy places the organism in Eukaryota, Metazoa, Chordata, Mammalia, Rodentia, Caviidae.